AUGAAGGCGCCCAAGUUUAUGUUCAUCAACAAAACAGCCGACUCAGAUUCCCUGUCGCACAGCCACAAGAGUGAAAGAAUCAAGAUCCACAGCCACGUCCAGAAGGGACGACGGUACAAGAAAUCUGCGGAAGGGGUCAUCUACGCCAUACCGCUACCGCAACUUCGGCCUGAAGGGCAAGAUGAUCCGAUGCAUGACUGUCCAGACGAGCUUGGCCACGAGCAAGACUACCCUGCUGGGCCCUCACCAGAAAAUGAAUCGGGCCUGGUGCAUUACCAAUCAGCAUCUCCGAUGAGCGGCCACAGUGACAGUGAGCAGUACCUGCAGCUGCUCGAUCCCAACAUUGACCCGUUGCUAUGGGAAUAUUCGUCACCACAUCUGCGAUUGUCAGGCUCGCCUCCCUCGAUCCCCGUAUUCCCAGCCUCGGCCGAGGAUUCUUUCGAUCCUUUCGAGGUGACCUGCGUCCGGGUCGACCAAGGCAUCCACAGCCUGCUGCACUAUUUCCUUCGGGUGUGGCACCCGAACAUGUGGCAUCUCGAGAGAAGUGGCCGGCCCGAUCACGAAUACGCCUUUCGGCACGACGCCAUGAGUCUGAUUCAAGGAUGCCUUCACGACGAGUACAACAUGUACUCCCUGCUUGCGUACAUGGCCAACUACAUGCACGACAUCGAUGGGCUUUUGCCGUCGGCGGACGGGCCGGUCUACAUGCACCGCGCCCUCAGAGCCUCCCAGAACUAUGUCACGAGUCGGCAGCCGAUCACAGGCCGACUCAUCUUCAACAUCUUCGCCCUGGGCUGUGCAGAGUGGUACCGGUACAAUCGCGAGGCCGGGUACGUGCACCUCAAAGCGGCCAAGUCUAUCAUUGACUCGAUCGGAGGGUUAAAAUCCCAGGAUGGCCCGCUGGUGGAACUGUUGUUGACGGGGGAUGCCUACGUGGCGGCAGAGCUGGGCACGAAGCCCCUGUGGUCCGACACUGACUUUGACAACGGCGACGAGCAUCCCAUGACGGCCUACGGCCUGCAGGAGCUGCAGAAGCUUCUGUCUGGCACGGUCACCAUCGGGUCAGGGCUCCUCGGCUCUGCGCAGCGAAGGAUCAUCCCGGCCACCUUGCGCUGGAUCAUCUUGGAUCUCGCCGUGGUGCUCUCCGUCUUCAAGUCCUCACAAACUUUGGAGGCGGCGGUGGCGGCGGCGGAAGAUCAACCGCCGAGCCUCGAAGGGCUCCAUUGGAUCAAUGUCCGCAGCAUCGCCAUCAGACACCGUCUCCUGCAUCUGGACAUGGACGACGGGAGAAGUGCCGCCGUUCAGACGGCGCUUGUGCUGUGGAUGUUCCUGAGUCUUACCAUCACCGGACGAGUGCGGUCCGCUAAAGUCAUGGCGCCGUUCUUGCGGGAUCGACUCUGCUCGAUCCCGGACAAAGACUGGGAUGGUCACGAGGAGGUACUUCUAUGGGUUCUAAGCGUCGGCGCGCUAUCUGCCCAGGUGGGCUCUAAUGCCCAUACAUGGUUUGUCGGCCAGAUCAGUUCUUCUGCGAUCAUUAACAACGGACCGGCUCCGGCGGACAAGAUCUUCGCGGCUCUCCUGGCGCUCUCGGAGCGAUUUUUCUACCUGGCGGCGGAGCAGAAGAAUGAUCUCAGGGCUCUGGCUGACGACGUCCACGAUGUGUUGCAGACGAAUAGGAGGGAAUCAAAGUCCCGGUCUACGUCUCGAGGUGUGGAGCGCUGA
Molecule: messenger RNA, 1722 nt
Organism: Fonsecaea erecta
Lineage: Eukaryota; Fungi; Ascomycota; Eurotiomycetes; Chaetothyriales; Herpotrichiellaceae
Exons: 1
Coding region: 1-1722 (573 amino acids)
Source: RefSeq, a predicted model, not a curated record